Lagopus muta (rock ptarmigan) is the source of this 498-nucleotide messenger RNA. Its product is annotated as translation initiation factor IF-2-like. The transcript is spliced from 2 exons. The coding region runs from base 1 to 498 and encodes 165 amino acids. The record is from RefSeq and is a predicted model, not a curated record. Lineage: Eukaryota; Metazoa; Chordata; Aves; Galliformes; Phasianidae.
AUGUCACAUGAGAACAAGGCAGCACUUUAUGAGCAACACCGAAGGACUUUAACACAGAGGGCCAUCAGAUCGCCGGGCAGUGCCCCCAUGAACUCAGCUCUCUGGUCAGAGCCGCCCGAGGCAGGAAAGGUGACUGCUCGAGCCGCCCCGGCCGGCGAGGCGCGAAUCCCGGCGCCGCAGCUCAGCCUGCCGGAGCCCGCCGGGCUGCUUGAGGCAGCGGCACCGCUCGCCUCCUUCCCGUGGCCGGGGCCGAAUGAAGGCACCGCAUCAGAGCCCAGCCCGGGCCCAAAGACCCCAGCCGCGCCCGGGGGCCCCGGCGGGGCCUGCGCGGAGCCGCCUGAGCUGUCCGGCGCCCAUUCGCCGGCGGCGGGGCGGGGCGGCUGCGCGGGGAGGAGCCGGGGCCGGGCCUCGCUCGGCUUCCCCGGGAUGAAGCGGCCGCCUCAGCCCCGCGGCGGCCCUUUAAAUAGCCGCUCCGCGCCUAGCGGUGCGUCGUCUUGA